Molecule: messenger RNA, 2170 nt
Organism: Cyprinodon tularosa
Lineage: Eukaryota; Metazoa; Chordata; Actinopteri; Cyprinodontiformes; Cyprinodontidae
Exons: 4
Coding region: 217-1074 (285 amino acids)
Source: RefSeq, a predicted model, not a curated record
AAAGGACCGAACAGCAGGGGGCAGCAGAGAGCAGCGGCUCACUGACCUCCACCUGCUGGAAGGAAAGAGAAGAAGAGCAGCGCCCCGUCCCUCUGAUCAUGCUGAAGUCGCUUAAAAUCUCAGACUUUGUUUCCCGGAGUGACGGAAUUUGACGGAACACCGGCAGCUUAUGGGAGUUUUCUACUGGAAACCAGUUCCUGCAGCUCACUGCCCACCAUGCUCCGGCUGGGCCUCCCCCUCCUCUGGCUCCUGCUGCUCCUCUCCAGCGCCUCCCUCCCAGGAUUCGCCGAGGAUUCCCCGGAUCCUAAAGUCCAGCUGAACUCCACAGAAACCAACUGCUCCACUGGAUGCCAGGACUCAGGUAACGGUACUGUGAGUCAGAACAAAACGGCUGAAGGCUCUUCAUCAGACGCGAUAAACGUCAUCCAACGGCUGCCUCUGAAUGGGACAAACCAAACCGAAGGACCUGUUAGCAGCCGGCCUCCAGGAAUAGAAGCUCCUCCCACUUCUGCUGCAGCCACGCCCUCUCAGCCUGCAGAUGGUGGCUCCACCACCAGCGCUGCUACAGCUGUCUGGACCUCUACACCUUUGGAAGAUAACAGAACUUCUUCAGCAGCGGUUCUGUCCUCCAAACCUCCAGCUACAACCACUCAGGCUCCGCCCACUGAAACACCGUCAGCUCCGCCUCCUUCCACGCCAUCAGACGCCAUAAGAAGCCCCCCAACCACCACUGUUUUGCCCUCCCGCAGUCAGAGUCCAUCUGUGGCGCCGGCGCUCAGCACCAGAAAGUCCACGCCUUCCCCGUCAUCUUCCAGCGCCGCCGCCUCAGCCAGGCCUCGCAGCAGAACCUCGGCUCCUCCGAGUCGGGUUUCUGUUGUGGAGGAAGCCGGGGCGGUUCUGACCCGGCAGUUGGUGGACACGGCCUCCUUAAUCGCCGUCCUGCUAUUCGGCCUGCUCUUCUUCCUCGUCACGGUGGCGGUGUUCGCCACGCAGGCUUACGAGAGCUACAGGAGGAAGGACUACACACAGGUGGACUACCUGAUCAACGGCAUGUACAGCGACUCCAGCGUGUGAUCCAGGAAGACGGCGAGGCUCGGUUCCGGCUCUGAAGGGUCACAGCAGUGGUUCUGUAGUCGGAACCAGAUCAGACUGCGUCACCCGACACCUUCCUGUCAGCCGUGACCCGUUCAAAACUUUUUUCCUUUGUAGCUUUUUGUUUCUGACUGUUAAUCAGAACCAGGAGUUCUGGUGCUGCUCGGCCUUCAGCUCGGGAUUCUGCUCCGUCUGCAGCGGGGCGGUCCCAGCACGCCCAGCGGGGCGGCUCUCAGUUAGUUGUUUUCUUUUUCUUUUUCGGGAUUAAACUUAAAAAAGAAGACUAAAUGAUGAAAGUUUAAUUAUUCAAACUUUUCUACUGAAUUUAAAACCUCUAAUUUUCGAUAAUUUCUUUUCCAAACUGGGACCAGCCUGCAAUGAUACUGGUUUCUUACUGGUUCCAGUCCCUUUGUCCUGAAUGGGGUUUUGUCGAGCGGUUAGAAGCAGUUAAUAUCCUCCCUUCAGUAGAAGCGUCCGUUUUAGACGCUAACGGAGUUCCUUCCACAGUUCGUGGUCCAAACCCAGAACUCAGGCCGGUUCAGAGGAAGUCUUAUGAGUAUUAUUAUUAUUUUUGGAUCCUUUUACUUUCAUGUUUCUCUUAAUGAAGCCAGAUAAGGAGCGCCGCUCAUUCCUCCUCUAUCUAUCUUUCAUGGUAGGAAAGUUUUGCUGCGAUAAUACGUUUUAUUUUUCUCUUUGGACCUGGUCCAACUAAAGCGUGAUUAUAACCUCGAUGACUGAUGAUGGGAGGAAUCUGUCGACCAGUUAACAGCAGGCGAUCGAAGCAGAGCUCAGUUUAACAGAAGACGCCACCGUUUCCCUCCUGACUGAGAUGAAGGUUGGGUUUCAUUGGAACGUCUUUGGUAGUUGAAGGCAUCUCAGCUUUGUUGAUGUCGGGGGAACCGAUGGCGCUGCAGAUGGUUUCUGGGUUCACUGAUCCUCAUCUGCUUUCUGGUCCUUCCUAGAGAGCUCCACAGCUCCUCGCUCUGGGUUCUGCUUUAAAGAGCUGUUUUUCUUUAGGAACCUGCGUCAGGGAGCAGAACCAACCAAAAACCAGCAUGUCUUCUAACUAAACUCUCUG